Synchiropus splendidus (mandarinfish) is the source of this 5791-nucleotide messenger RNA. Its product is annotated as claudin-20. Gene Ontology annotation, molecular function: structural molecule activity. The transcript is spliced from 2 exons. The record is from RefSeq and is a predicted model, not a curated record. Gene Ontology annotation, cellular component: bicellular tight junction; plasma membrane. Bases 386 to 1162 code for a protein of 258 amino acids. NCBI's taxonomy places the organism in Eukaryota, Metazoa, Chordata, Actinopteri, Syngnathiformes, Callionymidae. Gene Ontology annotation, biological process: cell adhesion; bicellular tight junction assembly.
ACACACACACACACUCGCGGAGAGCGGGGGAGAGAGAGGGAAACAUAGAGCUGGAGAGAGUGAGAGAAAGCGCUAGAGGUAGAGAGACUCUGCUCAAGGAAAGCGAGAGCUCCGCGGUCCCGGUGCGUGAGAGUCAGUGUACGUGUGUGUGAGGAGCCGGGAUGUCUCCCACACGCCGUGCCCAAAACCAUGGACGCCUCGAUCGACGCGGAGAUGCGGGAUAGAUUCUCCUCAGCAGCUUCGCCUGUGUCCGUGUGUGAGCGCGUGUUCUCUGGAAUCAGCGCCAGCUCUGCACCAGCACGUCCAGUGGAGACGCAGCUGAGGCACCGAUUUGAGUGACAGCUGGGGACGCACGCAGCGGAGGUGUCGGACUGGAGCUGGGUGAAUGAUCCCCAGGGAGGACGACGACGGCAGCAGCUACUUUAAAAGAAGGAGCAUGGCUUCCACGGGCAUGCAAAUAUUUGGAUUUGUUUUGGCUCUUCUGGGCAUCAUGGGAGCCAUGGUGGCCACUCUGCUGCCCAACUGGAAGGUCAGUGCAGAUGUGGGCUCCAACAUCAUCACCGCCAUCUCUCAGAUGCAGGGGCUGUGGAUGGACUGUACGUGGUACAGCACCGGCAUGUUCAGCUGCACGCUGAAGUACUCGGUGCUUUCGCUGCCGGCGUACCUGCAGACUGCCCGCACCACCAUGGUGCUGUGCUGCGUGCUGGCCGCCAUGGGCCUCUGCCUGGCCUCCCUGGGACUCAAGUGCACACACUGGGGAGGCGGCCGGCGCUCCAAGCAGCACGCUUCAAUAGCCAGCGGUGGAUGUUUAGUGGCAGCCGGCUUUCUGUGUCUGGUGCCGGCUUCCUGGUUCACCAACGAGGUCAUCACCAACUUCCUGGACUCCAACGUGCCCGAGAGCAAUAAGUUUGAGCCUGGGGGCGCAGUGUACGUCGCCUUUGUGUCAGCGGGAUUCCUCCUCAUGGGGGGGUGUAUAUUCUGCAUGUCAUGCUCCGGGAAGAGGCACGGACCCCAGGACCUGAUCCUGCUGCCUCCCCCUGACAAACUGCUGCUGCAGCAACAACAGCAACAGCUGCUCCAGCAGCAGGAGCUUCAGCACCAGUACUGCUCUCUCUCCCCUCUAGACAAUAAAACGGGCUACAGCCUGCAGGACUACGUGUAAUAAACCAGAACUGUGUAUGCUAAAGCUUAGAGAUCAGCCUCGGGAGGAGGAGCACGGGGGGGGCAGAGCUUAUGCUACAGAUUAGGCUCGAAUCCAGAAGGUUACGGAGAAUGAGGAAGGCGACAACUUGGGAUUCAUCUUUUUGUGUUCUGCAAGCACAAGCUGUGGAGGUAUUUCCUGACCAGGAGCUGUGGAUUGCCGCUUGCCAAAUGCAGAUAACUGUCAUCAGUAAAUCACUGAAAGCGUUCCCUGAGGAAUGGAUUAAGCAAAUAAGGACGCUGCUCGUGCAGUUCUCUCCAAAGGUUUGAAAGGAAAGAAAGCAAUCAUUUAGCUGCUAUUAACAAUCAUCCCAUUUGGCCGAACAGGUGCAGUGUCACCUACAAGCACUGGGUGGAGGUGUGGCUCUUCUUUUUUUGUUUUGAAAGGGCCAUCACUUUGUUAGCUAGAAGACUGGCGUUUCUACUUUGCCUCUGAAGCAUGCUGUGUGGAGCCUGUCUGUGUUAUUAAUGCAGCGGAAUGCCAGUAGAUGACUGAGACAUAGCCACACAAUAUGCCUGUGCCUGAAAAGCUGUAGAAAUAUUACCCUGUUGUAACUGUAGAAAGACUGUCAGGAGGAGUAGACGUGGGAUGCUGGGGUGAGCUGCAGACACGCUCGGCGAGGGCGCAUAGGAAAGAGGAAUUGACAAGCGCGUGGACUUUCUCUGUCUUGAUGUCUCUCGAAAACAAAAGCAACAUGUCUGUAAGUAGCAGCUGGCUGUCCGGAACAAUCCAUGCAUUUGUCGAAUGAACACCAGCAUGCUAUUAAACCCCCACACUCGCACAUGUGUUUGUGUACACACAAAACCCUCAGACACGCUUUGUGCAAGCUCUUCACUCCUGCCAUCCUCCUCCACACUGCCAUGGAAACCAGAUUCAGCAUUCAAGUGUCUCUCCGCCGUCUGAUUGGUGCGUGUCAGUCGGUGAUUUGAAGUUGCAUCUUUUCCCGCAAUCUCUUGAUUCUAUAAGCUUUAAUCAGAAUCUCGGCUUAUUACAUGGACUAAUCCUCCGUUAUCAGCUGGGGACAGGAGGCGGCGCCUGUGUUGCGUGGUUAAGAAAAUGAUUGGUGUCCGCCGCGACUUCUGCCUUGAUGUUGUGGUGGCAGGAAACAAAGCGGAAACACAGCGAGGAGCAGGGGCUUGUUGAGUCACGGCUGGCUGGAUAGCUUUGUGGGAUGGAGCUGGAGAAGGUUUGAGUCAGUCUCCAUAUGCCACUUGUUUUGGAAAUGCGUCAGCAGCACUACGUGCGCAGACUGGUUUUGAUUUCCUAAAGAGCUGCCGCGUGACUUGGAUCCUAAUUUAGUCAGGAUUCGGAUGAAAGAAAUAUCCCAAGGUCUACUUGAUAAACCAGAUAUACACAUGGACUUGGAAACACAAUAUACCGUAUCAACUUGUUAAGGGGAGCAAAGCAUUGGAUUUGGUUUUGAUACUGUAUGGGAACUGGCAGAAUAUAGUCUUCUGCGGAUCAAACCUCCCCCUUUGUUUUUUAACUUUAUUACUGAACCAAAUUAAGGUGUUAAUAUCUUUUCCUUUGCUUCCCUUGGCUUACAAAAAGACAAGUGUUUCUGAAUCUCUCGCAGGAGAAAGUAGGUUGCAUUGGGUUGCAGGGAACGCAUUAGAUUGCUGGGUGUCUGCUGGAUAAUAUUGAGGUUAAGACACAGACGCAACCUGAAACACAUUUUGUAAGGGAUCAUUAAUGAUUAUCAACAAUCGCACGUUCUUUUGUGUUUCUAGAGAAAGAACUCUAGAGAAGUUGAUAGCUAUCAAGCCACUUGGCACAACUCAAGAUUUGCCAUGUCAGCACAAAACUGAACACAACACAAACAUGAUAAAGUCUGUGGUCACUUUAACACUUAUGGCAACGUUAUGUUAUACAGGUAGGGAAGACAGAAGCUCAUUUUAUACAUAAAAAAGUUGAUUUUUUUAGACCUAAACUCUGUGCAAGAAGUAUAGCAAACGUAGCGCUAGGUUAUGCAUUCAAGUAAGGAUAUUUGUACCUGCUGGAGAGUGAUGGGAAAUAAACUUACAAACCAAAAAUCAGAACUUCAGCAGAGGCUCUCAAGCGGUGGAGGCACGGCAAAACUCUAGCCAACCUAAAUGCAUAGUUUAUAAACAGACAAAAGACAAAAAGCUGCUUCAAAACCGUUUAACUACUGAAGAAAUUCUGUUCCGUCGACGGUACGACAAACACACUGGCUAUCACUCAGAUGCAGUAUUUUCGGGGCUAAUCCAAAAAGAAUCCUGAUGCUGAAUAUUGGAGUACUGCUGCCUGUGCACUUCAGCCAGUCAACACACCCAUGAAAGUGUUGCUCUGAGGGAGGACUGCAGGAAUAGAGCUUUUGUGUCAGUGAUGUGUAGAGCUGCGCAGUGUCCCCUUCUGUCUCAUAAGCACUGCUUCCUGGGGAAGAGCAGAUGGCUAAGCUGAGCUCGCCACCUGCAGGCUGCUGCUGGGACACCACAGGCAGCCCCCCCCCCCUCCGGACCAUCAACCCACUGCCCAGGCAUCAUAAGCAAUGCAAUAAACCACGCAACGAAUGUGCCAUGUCAUCAACUUAGGUGUUUGGAGAAUGUGCCAUAUCUCUUCACAUUUUCAUACUCCGCCUGUGUUCAUUUUCUGUUGUGCUGUUUGAACAUGAAUUAUACAUCCGUAAAUGUUUUAUGGAUUUGUGAUUUGUUCUGCCAGACUAAGUCUCAAGUCAACUAGACGCUUGUGUUCAGUCCAGCUCAGCUUUCGAGGGUUAUCUUAAAUCCUCUUUAUUCCUCAUCUCCCAAAGCACAGCAAGACAUCACUGGCCACGAGCAGACUAAAUGAAAACAUGAAUGUGGAUGAGCGGCGGUGGUUCACUGCGGAGCUGCGCACAAGCGUCUGGUGUUCAAAGAUGUUUGUGCUGCGGGGAUUCCCCGCGUUGUUUGGAUAUACGACACAAAACCAUGUCCAUAUCAUAUCUUCUUUAUAAGAAGACGACUCAAAUGCACCUUUGCUGACAACAGUUUGUUUCAAGUGGCUGAGCAUUUUAGGCUCCCAGGACUGGUACACAACGUGACACAACUCGAAAGGAGGGAUGCUUUUUGACUCAGCAGGGAAACGGGACUAGAGCUUCCUCUUUUUUUUCCGUGGAUGUGCGGCUUGAACAUGCAAUUUUAUUAGCUAAUGAACGGGUAGAGGUGCAAACAGACUGCUGAGGGGUUGCUAUAGUGCACUGAGUAAAGGAUUUAUUUAUAAUUUUGAUAACAGCAGCUUAUUUUUGUGGAUGCUUUAGCACUUCUUACGUUGCGAGAGCAUAAUGGUGAUGAUGUUCACAAGUUCAGAUACAUUUGUCUCAAUGUGCUUGUGCAAGUAGUUCUAUUUUUUACCAAUAAAACUAUUUUGUGAAACGCCUGCUGGUUGGAUGUUCCGUGCUUGCGUGUGUGUCGCGAUAAGUAACAAGAUAGCAGUGGUCCUCUUGCCAAAUCUACAGAUUGCAGGAUGGCAGGGGCUCUGAUGCGAGUAGGCAGCACUCAGAGACAAAAGCCCCACCAGCCCAACUAAAAUAAGCAUCAAUAAAACAUAACGGAGAGCAAAUGGGUUUUAAAAAGAGGAAUUCUUGUUGUAAUACAAGACUUUCCAGUCCCUUCACUGACACUGCAGCACAAGCUGAUGAAUGUGUUUCUCUUUCUGUCUUAAAGAAGUGUAAAUCAUGCAUAUUUUGGAGACAAAAAAACUGUCCCAUUGUCCCAGCUAACAUGGGUUGACAACGCCACAUCAAGAUUUAGCUUCACACCACUGCCUUUUUUUCUCCACAAAAACCUUUUCCAUCAAGUACUGUAGACUAUGGAAGAUAAGAUAGAUAAGCCUCCCUUUAAUUGUGAUCACACUUAUAAAUGACAUUCACUUUGCUUUACAUUUUUCAAUUCAAUUCAUGUUUGUUGCAGUACCAAACAUUCACAACAAAACUACUGUAUAAACAUCUAGACACAACAGUUUCAGACAACAGAAUUACGGUAGCUAGUUUCUGUGAAUUUUACCGAUUAGAAACCAAUAAGCAUUUAUUGUAAACAGUCUAAACACAUUGCGAACAGACUUCCAUUUUUUUUUUUUCGUACAGUAAACCUUGCAUUAGAGCCAGGAGACACUCACUCACUGCCCCACUUGCUCACUCACACUACCAGGUGAUCCUGCCAGGAGCAUAUGCUCCUCUCAAAGAUGAAGCCAUGCAAGCCUAAGUACACUUUGCCAGUACAGUGAAACUGGCACUAGUUCAGGUGCAGUGCAGAAAACAUCCUCUUCUCCUUGCCAACACUACCCUGCUCUCUAAUCUAACUCUACUUUAUGAGCAAUAUUUUUAUUAAACUAGGUGAAAUACCCGUUAUCUAUCAGAAUAACAAAUCACUCUGUCACUCAACAAAUAUUAAUCUACAGUACAUCUGAAUAUUACACCAUCAGAACAGACUAUCAGACUUUCAAUCACCAAUAGCUCUAGCUCUUAGUUGUACAUCGCAUGGCAUGAACAAAAAACAAAACUACUUUUUUCACAUGCUCUGAACCCUGAGAAUUUAACAACAAUAUGGCUAAUAUAUGGAAUUGCCCAGGCAAACAAGGUUCAUGCUGCCGGGA